Molecule: messenger RNA, 6187 nt
Organism: Anolis carolinensis (green anole)
Lineage: Eukaryota; Metazoa; Chordata; Lepidosauria; Squamata; Anolidae
Gene: ift57
Product: intraflagellar transport 57
Exons: 11
Coding region: 65-1315 (416 amino acids)
Biological process (GO): non-motile cilium assembly; intraciliary transport
Cellular component (GO): Golgi apparatus; cilium; intraciliary transport particle B
Source: RefSeq, a predicted model, not a curated record
GUUUCCCUGGUGACGCCGCCUCCGGCCCGGGAAACGCUGUUGGCGUUGUGCUGGCAACCAAGGGAUGGUGAUGGCGGCCGCGGCGGCAGCAGCAGAAGAAGGCGAGCCGGUCGAGCGGGGCCCCGGCGCCGUUCACCACAUGUUCGUUGUGAUGGAGGACUUGCUGGAGAAGCUGAAGCUGCUCAACUACGAGGAAGAGGCGGCGCUGAGGAGCCACAACAUGAGGCCGCCCUCCAGGCACUACUUUGCAUUGCCCAUUAACCCUGGUGAACAGUUUUACAUGUUCUGCACUCUUGCUGCCUGGCUGAUUAAUAAAGCAGGGCAUCCUUUUGAACAACCGCAAGAAUAUGACGACCCAAAUGCAACAAUAUCCAGCAUACUCUCUGAGCUGCGGUCAUUUGGAAGAUCUGUGGAUUUUCCUCCAUCAAAGUUAAAAGCAGGCUAUGGAGAGCAAGCAUGUUAUGUUCUUGAUUGUUUAGCAGAAGAAGCUUUGAAAUAUACAUCCUUUGCAUGGAAAAGGCCCACUUAUCCAACAGAAGAGGUAGAAGAAGAAGCAAUAACAGAGGAUGAUGCUGAACUGACUCUUAAUAAAGUAGAAGAAAUAAUUGCGGAAGAAGAGACAGACAAUGAGGAAAACUACAUUGAUCUGAAUGUUUUAAAAGCACAGACUUACAAAUCAGACAUGAUUGAAGCAAAGCAAGAAGAGAUUUUAGAAUCCACAGUAGAUGCUGCUGAGUGGAACCUUGAGGUGGAACGGGUUCUUCCACAACUGAAAGUUACAAUCAGAACUGAUAAUAAGGACUGGCGAAUCCAUGUAGAUCAAAUGCAUCAACAUCAAGAUGGAAUUGAAUCAGCUUUAAAAGAUACCAGGGGCUACCUUGACAAACUUCAUAAUGAAAUCAGCCGAACUCUGGAAAAAGUUAGCAGUCGAGAAAAGUACAUCAACAACCAACUAGAGCAUUUGGUUCAAGAGUAUCGUUCUGCACAAGCCCUACUGAGUGAGGCCAAAGAGAAAUACCAACAAGGAAGUGGAGGUGUGACAGAGAGGACUAGGAUCCUGUCAGAGAUUACUGAAGAAUUAGAAAAGGUAAAGCAGGAAAUGGAAGAAAAGGGCAGCAGUAUGACUGAUGGUGCUCCUUUAGUCAAGAUUAAACAAGCUUUAACCAAACUGAAACAAGAAACCGUUCAGAUGGACAUACGAAUUGGCGUAGUGGAACACACGUUGCUUCAGUCAAAGCUGAAAGAAAAAUCAAACAUGACUAGAGACAUGCAUGCUACUAUCAUUCCAGAUUCUUCCAUUGUCGGCACCUAUUAAAUUUGUUUGAUGUUCAUUUUUUUAAUGCUAUGUAAACCAUUUUGUGAUAUGACAUACACACACACACACACACAUAUAUAUAUAAAACUAUGUAUGUCAUUUUACAAAGCCAUAAAUUUUGUUUUUAUACAUGCAGCAAUGUUAUGUUUCUGUAUGUUUUAUUAUAUAGCUUUUUGUAAAAAAAAAAAGUUAAUAAAAUUUCAUUAACAAGCUCCUGGUAUGAUAAAUCAAAGGGCUGUAAAGGUAUUAUCGGAAAGAAUAAUAAUAUUGGAAAGAAAGUGUCUGCUACAAAAAUGAAUGUUGCAGAGCAUACAACUUGUAAUAUGAAUUUCAUUGGGACUGGUGUCCAUUCUCUAUAGGUUUUCUAUCAGAACUGUUGGGAUUAUAGGGCCAGGAAUUACAUCUGGCCGUACUCCCCCCCCCCCCCCCAGACACACACACACACACACACACACACACACACACGUCUUUUCUAACAUAACCCUGGCAGGAAAUGUUAUGCCUUCAUGUGGAAAAUGGGUCUGAUUUAAGAUAAGUUGUUACUACAUAUAUAAGCGUUAGACAUUUUUUUCUCAAAUUAGUAUCUCACGUGGAGGGAUACAUUGUUUUCCAUUACUGUAAUCUACACUGAUGGGCAAGAGUCGGAAGGAUGUUUGCAGUCAAGGAAUGAGUGUGGUAUCCUGUAUCCUUUGAGAAAGGUUUUAUUUGAUAAGGAUAUCUAAACUGAUUCAAAAACAGAAGAUGAUGCUGAGUCCAGAGUGGGUGGAAUUGAGCCCGUGAGGGGGCAGUGGUGGCAUUAAUGAAGGGAUUUAUGCCUUCGUGACAGAAGGCCUAGGCAUCCUGGAGAGUCUGAGAACGUGUGUACUUUUUUUUCUUUGAAGUCAGUGUAGCUUUGUUGGACUUUUGUGGCAACUUCUACUUAUGUAUAAAGUAAAUUUUAAAGCCCUCUGUUCAUAGUUAUUGGUUUAGAAACCUUACCACUCAGUACUACGUCCUCACUACCUCUUAGCUUUAAUGUUAUGUCCCUCUUUGGCAAAGACUAGGCACAGUCUAUUCUUUAUUGUGACCAGAAUGCGGGUAAUCCAGCCUGUGAGAAUAACCAAUUACUGUAAUACAUUAGCCUUUAGAUACCUUUCUAGGUUCAUGCCCCAUAUCAAAAUCAUCUUGAGUGGUUUUUGUUGGUGCAACAGUUUGUUCCCAGUAUUAAUUUACUUUAAAGAGCUAGAGUUACACACAGUUCUACAGAAGUAUCUGACCCUCUUGAUAUUUCCAGUUUAAUAUACCCUUGUAGGGCAUAGCUAGUGACAUCACUCACAGGAUUCCCUUCCUGGAGACAUUGCAUACAGAGAUUAUUUUAUUCCUCCUAUUGACCCAUCCACACUAGGUAAUUUUCCUUUCUACCACAUUUCCAUUAAGCCUGUUACACCACCCUUUUUUUUAAAAAAAAAAUCAAGCAAUCUAGUUCUCUGGUUUUGGCAUGGAGGCUUAUGGUAUUAGCAGACAACACUGUACAUGAGUUUGUGUCCAAAUGACUAAAGUUUUCAUUUCUCUGUUUUUUUUUUUACCUCUAUGAUCAGCUAUCAUACCCAUUUGUAACAUACGCUUACUCCAUUACCAUUCUAAGUGAUUAAAAGCAAUUUCACCCUAAUCUCACAGAAAUAAUCUCUUCUGAAGCAGACAUCGCCCAAAUUGAGGUUGAUCUUACUCUAUUUUGAAAUAUACUCUGCCACAUUUCAGUAGAAUGGUUCUAUACUGGCUCAAGUGCAACAUACCUGAAAUCUUCCAAAUUGUCAAAAUAAUUGGUAGCAUUUACACUUUUUUUUUCACCAGACCAGCAGGUCACUAUGUAGAUGUACCUGUCAAUCACAAACCCAACAAUCUCUAAGGUUCAAUCACCCACUAUCAGACAUACAACAGACAUAACUAGUGUAUAGAGCAACUCUUCUCAAGAAAUGAUUUUUCUUCUCAGAAUGACACUUUCCUUUCCCAAAGACCUGCAUUUGUCAUGAGAGCAGAGAGACUCCUAUGAAGUAAGAUGCCAUUGUUAUAUUGCCAAAGCUUUGUCUAUCCAUCUCUCAGCUGCAAGAGCCAGUAGAAAACAAAAUUGCUCUUUGAAAAGUAGAAACCCAUUUUAAAGUGCAUAGUUAAACCUCUCCCCAGUGUUGUGUGUCACACAAUAUCCAGGACUGCAAUAUCCAAUAUCCACAGUCCCACAUGUUUUCUCUCUUAAUGACUAUUUUCCCUUCCUUGGAUCUCAUGCGCAAAUAAUUGCUAGGAGUUAGGAGUCAAUCUGUAACCCACUCUGCCAUGUUGUAAAGACUAGUUCAAAGUAUCCAUUCAGCCUCUAGAAAAUAGGCAAUUUUGCCAUAUUUUGCCUAGUUCCGAGGCCAUUUCAGUAUAAGGAGGCACCCUUUUACCCCUAAGUUAGGAUUUCUGAAUUAAAACAUAUGUUUGUUUGUUUAUUUGUUUGUUUGUUUGUUUGUUUGUUUUGGGGGCUUUGUCUUGGAAUAUGGAGGAAAUUUGCCAUGCUUUCCCCCCUGCAUCUGUUUUAGGAUCAAAAGAGACGCUUUUGACAAAAGGAAGACAACUGAUUUUUCCAUGUGACUUCCUGAUGCCAAAAAAGGGGGGUUUCUCCUGUACUACAAAGCCCCAGGGGACAGGAAAAAUGGGCCAGAUUUUUCCCCAUGUCUUCUUGGGGAUGUCAAAAUGUUGUUUUGCAAAACAAUUGAAGAACGGGGUAGGGGCUUGGGGGGGGGGUACAUCUCAGUUGCUUUAAUAGAAAAGUAAAUUAUUUACAUUCAAGAUUGGGAACGGUUUUCUGUUGUAGUCUCCUUGCCCAGUUAGUAAAACUAGUUGUUUAAAUCAUUCAUCUAUUUGGUUUCUUCUUAACCUGACAUUUUGUAACUGGUUUUACCCUGUAUUAGUAAAAUUUCCCCUCCCCUUCUCCACCCAUUUACCAUCAGGUGUCCUGUGGAAAAAGGAAGAGAUAAUGCAAGUGAGUGAGGUGUCUGUACUUUCUCUUCCCUAACAACUGCCCUGUGGAAAUAAUCCUUUCAUAUGUUAAUAUUUAACCCAGCAAUGUUGAUAUAUUUGUCAUUUCUAGCAAACUGCCUUGGGAAAAGAAAUUAUCCUGAAAAGAUAUAAAUCACUGUCGUUAAAUGAAUAAAUACAUAAUAGCUUACUUAACUUGGGGAAGGGAAAGGUAGAGUUGCCUCUGUUUUGUAGCAUAAAUACUAAAAAACCUCAAUAGUUUAAUUAUAAAUCCAGGUCAGCAUCACCAUAGCAUAGGUGUUAUCAAAGUGCAACCUUCUAGCUGCUGUUGGAUUGCAACAUCUAGCAUCCCUCCCCAUUGGCUCUGUCAGCAAGGUCUGCUGGAAACUUGUCUAUAAACACUGUUGUAACAGAAAAUUUCAGUAUCGGUGGCAAAAGGCGCAAAAUGCUUGUAAGUAUACAAAAUAAACACUUCCUUCUCAGGAAAUUGUAAUCGAGGCUGCUUGUAUAAUAGAGGAGUGUUCAAAGUCAUUCCAAAGGAGUGUGUGGGACAUUCACUGGUUAGCAUUUUACAAUAUUGCUUCCUGGAAUUGUACCUAUGGUGUUUUCCCUCUGACUCAUUGUGUUUCCUGAAUUGUAUGCCAUGAAGUUUCUAGGAAAACUGGUAUCAAUUGGCUCCUGCUGUUUUUCUUUGAUUUUUGGGAACUUUGAGCUGAACAGAUGCCCUGCCCCUUAAAACUGGCUAAAGUUCCACACAUAAAAAAUAUAGUGAAUGUUUUGGUCAUGCCAGACCUAAAAGAUGCCAUUUUCAGUACAACCAAUUCUCUGCUUCCGUGCUUGGGUCAUCUCUCAUGUAGCUCAGCUGACUUCAGUAGCAUUUAAAUGAUGCCAAAUGUCGGUCAGCAAAUGGUUUGAGGCUGAAUUCACAUGACUGAUUCCCUGGCUGCCACUGAACAAGUUCAUUACAUACAGACUUCCUUAUUCAUUGAUGGAUGUAUUUCACAAGGUGAAAAAGCCAUCUGAUGAUCAUACAUUAAAGGCAAUUUUCUACAAUGCAGCAAUUGUUUGGAACUGCAGAAUGUGGCUUUCUGUCUGCUUUCUAGUCUCAUCAAGGGUGUGGUGACAGACCACGUGACUUGAAGGCUUGGCCUGAUGGUAAUAUCAGCUGCUCUAAACAAGGCGAGACAGUUUAUCUGCUGAAGCACAGUUGGUGUUUUGGCCUUUGGAUUAGAAAGAGUGAAGCAGCCUGCUUGAGACAUCAAAUUUGGCAACCAUGAAAGAGCAGCAAAUGGUCAAUGUUUACAUUUUAUUCAUAUGGGAGUGAAACUUUGUUUCUUGCCUUUUCAAAAAUGUUUUAAAUGUUUCUGAGUUUUAUAAACAGUUUCAUUAUAGCUUUAAAAUAAUUUUAUAUGCUUUUAGGUUUUUUAUAUAUAUAUUUUUAAUUUUGCAAGCCAUUUUGGCUUUGGCACCUCAAAAAUCAAUAUCAUUAUUAGAUAUAUGAAUCUUCUUGGUGGUCUCCAGUUGCGACGCAACAGAUUACGGUGUCAUAUACUGCAUGACAAGUCACUUUAGUCUUUGUGCUUUGUGCCCUCACUCCACCCCAUAUUUGUAGCAAAAUGUCUUUGGAUAAAACAAGAAUACAAGCUAAGUAAUUGAAUUAAUUUCAGAAAUUAAUUUUCAACCUUCCUUUCUUGCCUAUUUAAAUCCUCCCACUUUCAUUCUGCAAACUUGAUCAUCAUGUUCACUUGUGAGCUCUAUUGUUGUAUCAGCCUGGUGUUGCCGCAUAUCUGCAUUGAAAAUGGUUGUAUUUCACUUGCAGAAAGAGAAUUAUUAAUGAAGACGUGUUAGAAUCUUUUGACAAUAAAGAAUUCUUGUAAGUGG